AUGCUCUCUGGUGAGCUGGCCAGCGCCCAUGGCCCGGGGCCAGGGGUUGCCCUCCGUGUCAGGAGGAGCCCAGAUCCCUGCCUGCCCAACCCGUGCCAGCACCAGGGGCAGUGCCAGGUGCCUGUGGACAGACCUGUCUGCAGCUGCAAGCCAGGCUUCACAGGGGAAUUCUGCCAAGAUGUGGUGCUGAAGCUGGCCUGUGAGGAAGAGCACAUGAAGAUGAUGGUGAGGAAGGAGGUGUUUGAGCACUUGAAAAUCCCACUGGAGCUUGUCCACUUGAAGAACCAGGCAUGCAAGGUCUCAGAGAAGGAAGAAGAGGGUGAGCUGUUUUUUGCAGCCGUUCUCACAGGUGAAAACCACACUGCCUGUGGAUCAGUAAUCCAGCAAAACAGCUCCCAUGUCUCGUACUCCAACACCAUCGAGUCGGAGCAGGAGGCCCCCAGGGCCACCAUCUCCCGCAGUUUCCAGCUGGAGGUGCACUUCUCCUGCAUCUACGCCUACCAGCAGGUUGUGAGACUGCCCUUUGCUCUCACUGCUGUUGACAAGCUGGUACAACUUGUGGUCAGAGAAGGACACUUCAAUGUCAGCAUGAGACUCUACAAGUCCCCCUCCUACCUCGAGCCUUAUCACCUGCCAAGUGUGGCUGUGCCCCUCACGGACACUCUCUAUGUCCUGCUGAAGAUGGAGGGGCAGCACCAGCUCAAGUACUUCCUGCUCAGUGUUCUGGACUGCUGGGCCACGCCGAGCCCCGAUCCACACCAGGACAUGCAGCACAAGCUCAUUGAGCAGGGGUGUCCCCAUGAUGAGACAGUGACCUAUCUCAAUGCCAUUGGGGAGAGCACCAGUGCCAAGUUCAGCUUCCAGAUGUUCCAGUUUGUUGGUUACCCCGAGAUGUUCCUACACUGCCGUGUGCAGCUCUGUGUUCCUGACAGCCCAGAGCCCUGUGCCAAGCAAUGCCCCAGGCACGGGAGGAGCAGGCGGGCAGUGGCAGAUGACCACAACAGGAUUGUCUCCUACGGGCCCAUCCUCCUGCUGGCUGCUCCUCCCUCAGGAGCUGAGAUCCACCAUUCCAGCAGUGACCAGCAGGACCCAGCGGGACCCAGCCCGUGGCUCUCCAGGGCCCUCAUCCUGCUGGGUGUGCUCACCGUGCUUGCUGUGGCUGCUGUGGCUGUCAGCGUGAGGCGCAGGAUGGGUUAG
Zonotrichia albicollis (white-throated sparrow) is the source of this 1197-nucleotide messenger RNA. The record is from RefSeq and is a predicted model, not a curated record. NCBI's taxonomy places the organism in Eukaryota, Metazoa, Chordata, Aves, Passeriformes, Passerellidae.